Molecule: messenger RNA, 4041 nt
Organism: Geodia barretti
Lineage: Eukaryota; Metazoa; Porifera; Demospongiae; Tetractinellida; Geodiidae
Source: the annotation of a GenBank genome assembly
AUGCAGAACGUUGACUUCAGUCUACCUGUCUUCUAUAGAUCUCCAGGUUCUUGUGAUUUCAAUGGAGAGUUUUAUGAAAAUGGAACUUCCUUCCCAGCUCCCGACGGAUGCAACACAUGCUUUUGUUUCAAUGGCCAGAUCAGUUGUACAGAGAUAUUCUGUGUUCCAGCUCUUGAAUCAGAGUGUCAAUUCUCUGCUGUUCCUGGAAGACAGACAUUUGGGUGUCUGUUCACUAAUCAGCUGGAGUCAGUGACAUGCUCAUUUGACGGUGGACCUGGCGAGGCUUGUACAUUCCCUCUGGAAGUAGGGAUCGGCAGAUUUGGGACAGACAGCCACACUCUAGUGGUGACUGUGGUUGAUGUGUUUGGACGAUCUGAGGUUGUCUCAUUUAACUUCAGUCUUAUUGCACCGCAAACACCUCGACCACCGCCAGUAUUUGAGGGAGUCUGUGGAACAAGUGGUGUUGCUGGUCGUCAGAGGUUUGACUGUACAUUCACUAAUGACGUGGUGUCAGUGACGUGCUCAUUUGACGGAGGAGAGGCAGAGAAUUGCACCCUUCCUCUGAUAGUGGACAUUGGCAGGUUUGGAACAGACAACCACACAGUGGUGUUGACUGCCACUGAUGAGUUUGGACAGACUUCUAGCAUCUCUCUUGGCUUCCGUCUCACUGCACCAGACCUGCGAGUGGUUUGUGGUACAGAUGCUGUUCCUGGUCGCCAGCGGUUUUUCUGCGAUGCCAGCAAUCCUAUUGCUAGUAUCAUGUGCUCAUUUGAUGGAGGAGUAGCAGAGAUCUGCUCUUUCCCUGUGGUAGCAGAGUUCGACCGAUUUGGCACAGACAGCCACACUCUAGUGGUGACUCUGGUGGAUGUGUUUGGACAGUCUACGAGUGUCUCGUUGGACUUCACUCUCGUUGAACGUAAGACUCUGAGCUCCUCACAUCAAAAGUUGAAUUUCCACCUCAUUUGCAGCGGCUCCACCAGUUACUCCAUCACCUUCUCCAACACCACCACCAGUUCCCUCAGAGGCUGUUUAUAUGAGGGAAUAGUGUAUGAAAAUGGAGCAUCUUUCCCAGCUGCUGAUGGCUGCAACACUUGUACUUGUAGUGAUGGUAUGGUAGGGUGUACAGAGAUAGCCUGUCCAGAGCUAGAAGUGGUAUGUAGUAUUUCUGCUGUACCUGGUAGACAGGAAUUUGCCUGUGGAGUAACUGCUCCCAUAGCAAGUAUCACUUGCUCAUUUGACGGAGGACCUGGCGAGGCUUGUACAUUCCCUCUGGAAGUAGGGAUCGGCAGAUUUGGGACAGACAGCCACACUCUAGUGGUGACUGUGGUUGAUGUGUUUGGACGAUCUGAGGUUGUCUCAUUCAACUUCAGUCUUAUUGCACCGCAAACUCCUCGACCUCCACCAGCUCUUGAAUCAGAGUGUCAAUUCUCUGCCGUUCCUGGAAGACAGACAUUUGGGUGUCUGUUCACUAAUCAGCUGGAGUCAGUGACGUGCUCAUUUGACGGAGGACCUGGCGAGGCUUGUGCAUUCCCUCUGGAAGUAGGGAUCGGCAGAUUUGGGACAGACAACCACACUCUAGUGGUGACUGUGGUGGACGAGUUUGGACAAACUUUAGAGUUGGUAUUUGAAUUCUCUCUAAUAGAAGUUCUGCCACCAAUUACAGAACUUGAAGGAGAGUGCGGAGCAUUUGGCGUAACUGGUCGUCAGAGGUUCGACUGUACAUUCAGUAACAACCUAACGUCAAUCACAUGCUCGUUUGAUGGAGGAGAGGCGGAGGGUUGUUUUUUCCCUGUCAUAGUAGACUUUGAGAGAUUUGGCACGGAAAACCACACUCUAGUUGUUACUGUGGUGGAUGAGUUUGGACAGUUUCUGGACAUUGUUUUUGAAUUCCAGUUGACUGAACCUCCAACACUACCUCCAGUUCCCUCAGAGUUUGAGAUAUCGUUUGAUGCUGAUGUCGCUACUGCUGAAGAGGAUAGUAGUUCAGAAACUCUAUUGAUCAUCUCCCGGCAAGGCUCUUCAUUUGGUCCCAUCCCUGUCAUUGUGCGAGCCUUCACUUUCGGCCAGUACGAGUCCUUCAGAGGCAGUUUCAACUCUCCCAUUGGACAGGAAGCCCCUGAUCUCCCUGAUGACCUACCCGAUCCCGCCGCAGCCAAUGACGACUUCAACUCCUCCGCCCAGUCUUUUGUACUUCCAGACGAGAUUUCUUUGACCUUUGUCCCCGUAGCAGUAGAAGAGCUGGAUCCACGAGAUCGAAACAGCAUCACUGUCACCAACUCACUCGUGUUGAUAAACAUCGAGGACGACGAUCGUCCACUGACGUGCGAUGUGACUGGACAAAUUGUGGAUUCAGUGGCAGUGUUUGGUUGUGCGGGGCCCGUCCCUCCUGAUGUCAUGAACAUUGAGUGUCUCUUAGACGAUACCAUCUCUUUUGACUGUGCCAACGUGGUCUCUGAGUCAGUGGUGGUACCACAGGCUGCAGUAGGGAGACAUGUAGUGAAGGUAGUGGGCAGAGCAGGUGGAGCUGAGCCACUAAUCCCUCUUGGACAGAUCACCUUCAAUGUACCACCUCCAGCUAUUGACAUUACUUGUGACUCUCUUCUGGAUGGGCUGACGUUCCUGUAUGUGUGUGAGGCCAACAACAACAUCAGCAGUGUCUCUUGCUUCAUUAAUGAUGACACUCCUACUGACUGUGAAUUGUCUGACCAGCUCCGGAUCUCAGACCUCCCUCCGGGAGAGCACACCCUCACUGUCAUCAUCACUGAUAUCUUUGGUCAGCGGGGCCAGGAGGUCUUCACCUUCACCAGGAUCCCUCUGUUUGAAGUCGAGUGCUCUGUGGUGGACUCUGUCAUAGAGUGCACCAGCAUGACACUGAUAGCCGCCCAGAGCUGCUCCAUUGGCGGAGGCAGUUUCUUUGAUUGCUUACAACCCCUGGACAUUGCCGUGCUGGCAGCCAGGGCUAACGUUGGUGUGGGACAGCACACUCUCACCAUCAUAUCGCGAGACCUGGCUGGACAACAGACCACAGACACUGUAGACUUCAACGUCACCAUUGUAGCUACAGUUCCAAGUGCUCCUAUCAACGUAAUUGCUGUUGCACUGAGUCCAACUGCCAUAGAGAUCUCCUGGUCUCCUCCUGACAGUGACGGAGGCAGCGAAAUCACAAACUACUUUCUCGGAAUACGGGAUCUCUCCAGCCAAUUGGAGCUUGGAGCUGUAGCAGGGCCCGAUGCAAGGACUUUCAUUCACACUGGUCUCUCUCCUGCCACCACCUACAAUUUGAGUGUGACUGCAGCAAACGUCAUUGGUAGUGGGCCUACUGUUUCACUGGAGGUAACUACUCCACCAGGAGGCCCUGAGGGGUGUGUGGAGGUGGAGGUUGAUCUGGAGUUGUGUGUGGCGCGGGUGGGAGGGAGAGAGGUGGAUGGGUCUGUCACCAUUAGUCAGGUGAGGGUGAGUCGAGUGAUGAUCAACCUGUGGAGGGUGGCGGUACCCAACUGCCAGCGACCUGGACUGGUAAUGUGGGUCACCUGCAUGUCCAACAGACUUCGCUUCGACGUCAACCGAGGCUCCUCCCUCCGCCCUUCCUCCCACGGUCUCCUCGGUCAGUUCUGGAACAUCCCCAUAUCAGUGGGUGACCUUGACUCCGACAGUUCUCCAGACAUACAGCUCUACCAGCCAGGCCACCCCAGCUACCGCCACUUCCCUGCUCUCUUCUACCCCCUCGUCUGGGAUCUCUCUGAUGACGGCUGCUACUACGUGGGCAACUCCCAGGGGGGCCCCCGAGAGGUCACGUGACCCAAUGAACUCUGUGAUUGAGGGGUCUUACUUCCAGUACAUUGUGGAUGGACUGUUUGAUACGGAGUUUGCGUACGAGCGGUUUGAUGAAAAUGCCUGUUGAGGUCGGAACCUUUCAAGAUAGAGUGCUUGUUUGUAGUUUGGACUAAAAAUGUAAAAGUUUGUUAUUUGUUUCUCAUUGCCUGAAAUUCAUAAGUUUUUUUGUGCAACUAAAAACACUGCCGAAAGCUUUCUAUAUGGAUU